CAUUGAGGUAAUAGCCCAUACCUUCGUUAGGUAGUCUUGAUGAUGAUAACACUUAUCAAUAGCUGAACUUCGACGAAACAGCAGUGUACUUUUUAACUGACAGUUUCGUUUUCUAAUCUUAAUUCCUAUGUACUGUAUUUGUAUUCGUACGAGUUUCGCCGCUUACUAAUGUAUGAUAUUUUUCCGUUUUAUUCAAUCGAGUGAAAAAGUUCGCAAUAAUGGAAUCGCUGGAAGAAAACGAUGUCGUGAUCACCGGUGUCUCUGGAGUUUUUCCAAAAGCCGACAAUGUGGAAGAUUUUGCUGAAAAGUUAUUCAGCAAAGAAAACCUGUUAUCAAAUGCACCAUACAUGCCAUGUAAACUAGGAAAAUUAAACGAUUUGAGUAAAUUCGACGCCGAAUUUUUCGGUUUUCAACCCCAUCGAGUCGAAGUGAUGGAUCCAAUGGCCAGAAUUAUUCUCGAGAAAGCCUACGAAGCUAUUUUAGAUUCGGGAAACAAUCCUGUCACACUGAAGGGAAAAAACUGCGGAGUAUUCGUCGGUAUUCAUUUUCUCGAAACUGAAGUUCUGGUUUAUGAGAAAAUACAGAAAGGAGCUUCUCUCGCCAUUUCUAGAUCGUUCAACGCCAAUAGAAUUUCAUAUUGGCUUGGAGUUCAUGGUCCUAGUUUUACAGUAGAUUCUGCAUGUUCGUCGACGUUAUUAGCUUUAGAAAUGGCCUAUAAAGCUAUCCGAAAUGGCGAAUGUGAAUCUGCACUGGUUGGUGGAUGUCAUGUGUGUUUACAUCCGGCAUUGCUGUUGCAUUUGUUGAAGGUCGGUGCUCUGAAUCCGAACGGCGAGUCUAGAGUUUUCGAUGAAAAUGCUGGUGGGUUCUGUAAAGCCGAAGCCAUCGGUAUUUUCUUUUUACAAAAGGCCAAAGACGCUAAAAGAAUUUACGCUAAGGUAAUCAACGUUCGAAGUAAUCACGACGGAAGUAAACGAUUAUUCUUAUCUCCACACGGUCCUUCUCAAGCUAAACUGCUAGAAACGAUUUAUCAACAAAGUAAAAUUGAUGUAAAUUCGGUUGCUUGGAUUGAAGCUCAUGCGACCGGUACUUUGGUUGGUGAUAAACAAGAAGUGACAGCCAUCGAUCAAGUAUUCAAAAAUAGACUCGAGCCUUUACUUAUUGGUUCGGUUAAAUCGAAUAUGGGUCAUGCUGAAGCUGCUGCUGCUGUAGGAUCAAUUUCUAAAGUUCUGAUAGCCAUGGAAACCGGUUUCAUUCCUCCAAAUAUUAAUAUUACCAACGUACGAAAGGAUAUCGAGGCUUUUGCUUCUGGUCGAAUGAAAGUGGUUACAGAAAAAACACCAUGGAAAGGUGGAAUUGUCGGUAUAAGUGGUUUUGGAAUGGGCGGAGCCAAUACACACGCGAUCCUGGAGUCCUUCAAGAAGGAGAAAAUUAAUAAUGGAAUUCCAAACGAUGAUUUUCCUCGUAUUGUGGGCAUUUCUGGACGAACUCGAGAUGGCGUUGAAGUAAUUUUAAACCAUGUGGAAAAUUCACAUAUCGAUGUCGAACUAAUCGCUUUACUGCAUGAAAUUUUCUGUUAUGAUAUUCCUCUGCAUCCAUACAGAGGUUACGCUGUAGUAUCUAAAGAUGGCUCGUUUUCGAAGAAAAAAAUUCAAGAUUUUAAAGCUUCAACUCGACCAUUAUGGUUCUGUUUUUCAAACUUUGAAAAUCAUGUGAAUUCUGUGUACGAUGCUUUGAAACAUUUGAAAGCAUUCAAAGAUGUGAUACUAAAAUGCGACGAACUAUUAAAGCAAUUCGGUCUGAAUGUAGUAGAUGCCUUCGAAAGCAGUUUCAAUGGAGAUGUUACCCUAUCUGUUGAACUGUCUGGGGUUAUAACUCAGUUCGCUCUACAUUCAGUACUGAGCAGUUUGAAACUCGUUCCGGAUCAUGUUAUUGGUGAAUCGUUCGGUGGAUUAGUUGGCGCUUACGUGGAGGGAAUUUUAACAUUUGAUCAAGCUCUGAAAGUGGCUUAUUAUUGUUCCAAAUUAGAUAGCAAAGAUAUCAAUCAGUGUUUGAAAUCGAUAUUGCAAAAUGUAAUUGCACCCGCAGAUAUUCUACCCAAGCUGCAAGAAAUCAUCGAUAUCCAAGAUUCAAACUUCGUAGAAUACCUUAUAAAUCGUUUAUUCAACGUUGAAUUUUUCGAAACCACGGUUCAAAGUAUUCCAAAUAACGCCAUAAUAUUGAAUUUUUCGUCUUCGAAAAUAUUUUCGGAAAAUCUGAAUGCCAAAUUGACCGAAGAAAGUGUUCUAGUUCCCAUCAUAAUAAAUGGCAAUUUGAGUUUCACUGAUUUGAUCACUACAUUGGGAGAAUUAUACCUGUUGGGUGUGAAUUCACAUUUUCAAAACUUAUACACCGCAGUGAAGUUCCCAGUUAGCAGGUCGACCAAGAUGAUAGCUCCAUUGAUCAAAUGGAAACACGAUGUGAAUUGGCCCGUCGCAUUUUCCUCCUUUCAAGAACGCAUGUUGUCGGGAGAACGCAAAGUCAGCGUCUGUUUGGAUGAUAAAGAUGACGCCUAUCUAGCCGGACACGAGAUCGAUUCUUUUGUUUUUUAUCCAGGAACUGGAUACAUUGUUUUGGUUUGGGAAACGUUUGCAAUGAUUCAUGGCAAAAUGUACCAAGAUGUAUCGAUCGUCGUUGAGAAUAUACGAUAUCAUAAAGCUGUAAUUCUUCGACGAAAUGAACCCACAACUCUCAGUAUUAUGGUUCAGAAAGGAAAUAGAAAUUUUGAAAUUUUACACAAUGGUCAAAUCGUUGUCACUGGUCAAAUUUAUAUGCCUUCUAAUGUAGAUAAAGAAAUGUUCGAUGUUCCCGAACCUCAAGGAAGUGAUAUUAUAUUGGAUAGUGCAGAUUUCUACAGACACGUUCUGGUUCAUAAUUUCAAUUAUAAAGGAGCGUUCAGAACGAUUAAGAAAAUUGAUAGCGAAGGUACCCGAUCAACAGUCCUCUGGAAUAAUAACUGGACUGCAUUUUUGGAUGGAAUCUUACACGUAACUCUACUCCCAUGUGAUUUCGUCGCGGUACCAGUUGUGAUGGAGAAAAUUAUCAUUAAUGUGCCCAAACACCAACAAGCAUUAAAAUCGAACCCUUCAGAAAUCGAAGCGUUUAGGAACAUGGAAAUGAACAUAGUGCAGUGUGGAGGAGUGCAAGUGAAAGGUUGCGAUUUUCGAGCCAUUCCUAAUAGAACUAGUAAUAAAAUUCCUCUCGUACAAAAAUACACGUUUACACCGUUCGAACCUGAUGAAAAACACAAAUUACCGUUGAAGAAUGCAAUUCAGUUAUUUGGUCAGUGUGUCAUGGAUUUCGUGGGACAGCAAACCAAAGAUGUGAAAAUUGUUGAGAUUUUAGACGAUGAUUUUGAUUCUAACUCUGCCCCUCUAGUUCCUCAUUUUGCUAGCUUCAUAAAGGAGCAGCCAUUAUUCCAAGCUAAAUUAUUGGUGUAUGUAAAUGGUAACACGAAAAAUGCCAAAAUUGGAAACUGCUGUGAAAUUAUUGAGGGUAAAUUACCCCUCGGUAAUCAAGUAAACGUUCUUAUUUGCUCUCAAGCGUUGAAAAAUACCAAAAAAUUGGAAUCCUGUAUCAGUUCGUUGACCAAUGAUGGAUUCUUAAUUACUCGCGAAGAUCCGGAAAUCGUGUUUUCAGCCGAUCAAUUCAAUUUGCAAAUUUGUGCCAGUGUUGUUUGUAAUAACGAACGGUUCAUUUUAUUGCGCAAGAUCAUGAAACUAGAUCUAAAUUCAAUAAAAGUAAUCCAAGUAUCGAGUAUUUCAUUUGACUGGAUCAAAGAAUUACAAGAAGCUGUACAGAUAUCGCUUUACGAACGGAUAAUUUUGGUUUCAGAGAAGGACAUCUUCAGCGGAAUUGUAGGAUUUUAUAAUUGUUUAAGAUUAGAAAGGGGUACUCAAAAUAUUAGGUGUUUCUUUAUACAAAACUCCAAUGCAUCGUUCUCUUUGAACGAUAAAUUUUUCCAAACUCAAGUACUCAAAGAUCUGGCCAUCAACGUGUAUAAAGAUGAGAAAUGGGGUUGUUUUGUCAAACUACCCAUUGAUGAUCUAGUAGAAGAAAAAGUACGCCAUGCUUUUGUCCAACGUAAAAUGAUCGGUUCGAAAUGGUCGCUGAAGUGGUACAAAGGUGAUAUUAGCGAGACAAAUAUCGAAGACAAGGACAUAAUUUACGUGCAUUACGCGUCGAUCAAUUCUACCGACGUGUUGAUUACUAAAAAUCGAUUAGCUGUAGCAUCGGUGGUGAAGGAUUAUCGGAAACAUGAUUACGCUUUAGGAAUGGAGUUUUCAGGAAUCGAUAAGAAUGGAAAACGAGUUAUGGGACUGAAACCGUACGGAUGCCUAUCUACGAUAAUUGAAAUCAAUAAAGAUGAUUUUUUCGUCAACGAAAUUCCUAAAAAUUGGAGUCUAGAAGAUGCAACCACCGUUCCGGUGGCCUACUAUACGGUUCUGCACGCUCUAAUAUUGUGUAGUAAUUUGAAGCAUAAAGAUAGUAUUUUGAUUCAUUCAGCCGGCAGUGUGGUUAGUCAAGCUGCUAUUCACGUUGCGAUUUAUUACAAUUGCAAUAUUUUUGUCACUAUUUCUUCGGUUGAUGAGAAGCUCUUCAUCAAGGAAAAUUUCCCAUAUAUACCAGACUCAAAAAUUGGCUACACUGAUGCAUCAUUGUUCGAACGAAUGAUUCACGAACAAACAAAUGGUAAAGGAGUUGAUGUAAUUCUAAAUUCCCUUCCUGAAGAUACCCUAUCAUCUUCUAUCAAUAGUUUGGCAUCAUACGGCCGACUCGUUCAGGUCAAAAAAUACGAUUUCAGCAAUUCUGGUUCUUAUGGUAAUAAAUUAUUCGCGAAAAAUGCCAGCUUGUAUUCGAGCACUUUAGAGGAUAUUUUCAAUUUACCAAAUCAUAAAAAAAUUGAACUGAGGAAUUCGGUCGAGAAACACAUUCAGACUGGAGCUAUUAAACCUCUGGCGAGAACUUCGUUCCUCUACACUGCCAUGGAAUCUGCUAUAGAAUUCGCAUCGAAUUCAAGAAACCUAGGAAAAUGUGUGAUACAAAUUGAACCCGAGGAAGCAUCCACGAAAACGCCAAUAAAAUUAAAAAAUGCUAUCCCCAGAGUCAUCUGUGACCCCAAAAAAACUUAUAUCGUUUGUGGUGGUCUCGGAGGUAUGGGUAUGGAACUCGUGAACUGGUUAGUGAUCAGAGGUGCUCGAAAAAUCAUCGUUACGUCACGUACAGGAGUCACUCGCGGUUCUCAAGCUUUACAAGUCAGAAAAUGGGAAUCUUUCGGAGUCCAAGUGGUCGUUUCCAAAGCUGAUAUUUCAAACGAACAACAAACCAUCGAACUUAUCGAAGAAGCUAACGCUUUGGGCAGUGUUGGAGGAAUAUUUAAUCUUGCCGCGGUAUUGAGAGAUAAAAUGUUCGAGAAUCAAACAUCCGACAAUUUCAUACUCUGUGCUAGUCCGAAGAUAAUCGGAACGCAUAAUUUAGACAAAGUAUCAAGAGUCAAAUGCCCCUCGUUGGAAUAUUUUGUUGUAUUUUCGAGUAUCUCGAGCGGUCAUGGGAAUUUAGGCCAGACCAACUACGGUUUAUGUAAUUCGGCUGCUGAAAGAAUCUGCGAACAGAGACAUAUCGAUGGGUUACCGGCUCUUGCAAUCGAAUGGGGUGCUGUUGGUAAUGUAGGCAUGUUGGUUAACUUCUUGGAUGGCAAUGUGGAAUCUGCGUUUGGUGGAAAUCAUAUGCAACCGAUUCAAACGUGUUGGGAAGUUUUAGAUUACUGCAUGAAUCAAACUAGUCCGGUAGUUGUGAGCUGUACUGUUGCUAAAAAAUAAAUAAUACCUGUUACGAAUUCA
Planococcus citri (citrus mealybug) is the source of this 5876-nucleotide messenger RNA. Its product is annotated as fatty acid synthase-like. The coding region runs from base 219 to 5855 and encodes 1878 amino acids. The record is from RefSeq and is a predicted model, not a curated record. Gene Ontology annotation, molecular function: fatty acid synthase activity; oxidoreductase activity; 3-oxoacyl-[acyl-carrier-protein] synthase activity. Gene Ontology annotation, biological process: fatty acid biosynthetic process. The transcript is spliced from 30 exons. NCBI's taxonomy places the organism in Eukaryota, Metazoa, Arthropoda, Insecta, Hemiptera, Pseudococcidae.